Molecule: messenger RNA, 657 nt
Organism: Anthostomella pinea
Lineage: Eukaryota; Fungi; Ascomycota; Sordariomycetes; Xylariales; Xylariaceae
Source: the annotation of a GenBank genome assembly
AUGUUCUUAGCGGCAGCACAAGGAGGCCACGAAGGAAUCGUACAGCAUCUUCUUGAAAAGGGUGUCAAUAUUGACGCCAAGGACCAAGAAGGUCACGGGGCACUUGCAUUUGCAGCAAGUGGAGGCCCGGAAAGCCUUGUACGGCUAUUGCUCGAGAACGGUGCUGACGCUAAUAGUGGUGUCUGUGAUUGGGGGAAUCCACCACUAGCCGCCGCUGCAUAUCAGGGCAAAGAGAGCAUCAUACGACUCUUGCUUGCACAUGGUGCUGAUGUGGAAGGUGUGGAUAAGCGUGGAAAUACACCGCUGAUGCGUGCCAUCUUCCCCGGUCGAGAGGACGCGUUGCGGCUCUUGCUUGCACAUGGUGCUAAUGUCAAUGCUGUGGAUAAUUUAUGGAAACACGCCGCUGUUGGACGCCGCAUAAUGAGGCUCUUACUUGCACGGGGUGCCGACGUAAACGUCACGAACCAAUUUGGGCACACACCGGUGACAAAUGCUGCAAGAGUUGGUGCAGAGAGUAUCGUGCGGCUCCUACUUAAACAUGGCGCUCAUAUCACUGGCGGAAAGGACGACGAAAGAGCCAAGGCACGGUCGCUGCAAGCUAAGUUCGAACUCGAGGAGAAACAGCGCCAGGAGCUAGCUACGGACAAGGCGUCUUGA